Ostertagia ostertagi is the source of this 321-nucleotide messenger RNA. Lineage: Eukaryota; Metazoa; Nematoda; Chromadorea; Rhabditida; Trichostrongylidae. The record is from the annotation of a GenBank genome assembly.
AUGGAUCCGUACUACGUGCUGAUUCUCGGCACUCCACUUGUUGUUCAGCUGAAGAUCAAUCUGACACUGACCAUAGCCAUAGCCCUUGAGCGAACGCUGGCUCUCUUAUUUCCUGUCACCUAUCGCAAAUUUCCUGCGUCCAAAUAUGCGAUGUACUGCCUGUUAAUCGGCUGCCUACUGGGAACUGUUGACCUCGUUGUGCAUUUCGUUCUCACUCCGUUUCAUAGAUCACCUCAAUGUGGAGCUUUUGGAUGCUUCAUUAGCAAAGAGUUUCGGUACUACAUGGAAAUAGCAAUAUGGUAUAAGCCUGAUUUUGGGUAA